Benincasa hispida (wax gourd) is the source of this 987-nucleotide messenger RNA. Its product is annotated as ras-related protein Rab7. The record is from RefSeq and is a predicted model, not a curated record. NCBI's taxonomy places the organism in Eukaryota, Viridiplantae, Streptophyta, Magnoliopsida, Cucurbitales, Cucurbitaceae. Gene Ontology annotation, molecular function: GTP binding; GTPase activity. Gene Ontology annotation, cellular component: vacuolar membrane.
UUUCCUCCUAUUUUCCAAUUUCCGGUCGGCCUUUUUCCCUCGACGCCACCAAUCAUAAUUCUUCAAAACUAAAAUUUUCCCUUCUUCAUCAUUUCUCUGUCAAUUCAAAAUCCCUCAAAAUUCUUCCCAAUUCCCUGCUUUUUCAUCCAUGGCUUCUCGCAGGCGCAUACUUUUGAAAGUCAUUAUCCUUGGCGACAGUGGCGUGGGGAAGACAUCGUUAAUGAAUCAGUAUGUGAAUCGUAAGUUUAGCAAUCAGUACAAGGCAACUAUUGGAGCAGAUUUUCUCACAAAGGAAGUUCAGCUCGAUGACAGGUUAUUUACGUUACAAAUUUGGGACACAGCUGGGCAAGAACGGUUCCAAAGUCUUGGAGUGGCAUUUUACCGUGGUGCUGAUUGCUGUGUUCUUGUUUAUGAUGUGAAUGUUAUGAAAUCAUUUGAUAAUCUUAACAACUGGCGAGAAGAGUUUUUAAUUCAGGCUAGUCCAUCUGAUCCUGAAAACUUUCCUUUUGUCGUAUUGGGGAACAAGGUCGACGUUGAUGGUGGGAACAGUAGAGUGGUUUCUGAGAAGAAAGCAAAGGCGUGGUGUGCUUCAAAAGGAAACAUACCAUACUUUGAGACGUCUGCGAAAGAAGGAUUCAAUGUGGAUGCUGCAUUUCAGUGUAUAGCAAAAAAUGCCCUCAAGAAUGAACCAGAAGAAGAAAUAUACCUUCCCGACACCAUUGAUGUUGCAGGUGGACGGCAGCAAAGAUCAACAGGGUGUGAAUGCUAAAAGUAACAACUAACUAAUGGGUUCUGUCUACUUCCUUCACUGUAUUUCCUCUGUUUCAUGUUUCCUCAAACCAUAUGGUCCAAUUAUAUUAACAUGUAGUGGUCUAGAGAUUGCUGGUAAAGUUCUACUUCUGUUCUAUGUUGUAAUAACAUUCUUUGAUGUUUAUAUAUUUUGCUUUAAUCAUUUGGGUGUCAAAUAAAAUUGAAUACUUGAACCAA